Messenger RNA from Zalophus californianus (California sea lion), 953 nucleotides. It is a transcript of the gene KLK1, whose product is annotated as kallikrein 1. Gene Ontology annotation, biological process: regulation of systemic arterial blood pressure; zymogen activation. The transcript is spliced from 3 exons. Gene Ontology annotation, molecular function: serine-type endopeptidase activity. The record is from RefSeq and is a predicted model, not a curated record. Lineage: Eukaryota; Metazoa; Chordata; Mammalia; Carnivora; Otariidae. The coding region runs from base 42 to 917 and encodes 291 amino acids.
GCCUGCUGCUCCUUCUCCUCCCUGUCUGUUCCUUCCCUCCCAUGGACUCUUCUGUCUCUGCCUCCUUUGUGCUCUGUCUCUCACGGUCCUCCCUCUGCCUCUCACCCACUCUCCCUCUGUGCUCUCUGUAUUUCACUCUCCCUGUCUUUGUCUCUGCCUUUGACCUUGUCACAUUUUUCUCUCACUCACUGUCUUUUCUUCAUAGCUCUUUAUCUUCCCAACUGUCUCUCCCUCCAAGGUUACUCCUUGUCUCUCUCUGUCUUCGGGACCCUCCCUGGUCCCCAUUUCCCUUUCGGCCUCCUCUCUCCUCAUUCCCUGGGGCCCCCUCUCUCCCCAGCAAUUACCAGCUCUGGCUGGGUCGCCACAACCUGUUCGAGCAUGAAGACACAGCCCAGUUUGUCCAGGUCAGUGAUAGCUUCCCACACCCUGAAUUCAACCUGAGUCUCCUGAAGAACCAUACCCAGCUCCCCGAAGAGGACUAUAGCCAUGACCUCAUGCUGCUGCGCCUGACAGAGCCCGCCCAGAUUACAGAUGCUGUGAGGGUCCUGGACCUGCCCACGCAGGAACCCCAACUGGGGAGCACCUGCCACGCCUCUGGCUGGGGCAGCAUUGAACCAGAUAAGUUCAUAUACCCAGACAAUCUCCAGUGUGUGGACCUCAAACUCCUGUCCAAUGAUGUAUGUGCCAAAGCCCACUCCCAGAAGGUGACAGAGUUCAUGCUGUGUGCUGGACAGUUGGAGGGCGGCAAGGACACCUGUGCGGGUGACUCGGGGGGUCCACUGAUCUGCGAUGGUGUGCUUCAAGGAAUCACAUCCUGGGGCAACAUGCCAUGUGGCAGCCCCAAUACGCCCGCGAUCUACACCAAAGUGAUCUCGCACCUGGAGUGGAUCAAGGAGACCAUGACAGCCAAUUCCUGAAUGCCCCCAACAUGUUCCCUACCCCAGUAAAAUCGA